Messenger RNA from Rhodotorula toruloides NP11, 1719 nucleotides. RefSeq names its product MYB-like domain containing protein. NCBI's taxonomy places the organism in Eukaryota, Fungi, Basidiomycota, Microbotryomycetes, Sporidiobolales, Sporidiobolaceae. The record is from RefSeq and is a predicted model, not a curated record. The transcript has 3 exons. Bases 1 to 1719 code for a protein of 572 amino acids.
AUGCUCCCGCGCUCGACAUCGCCGACAGCUUCGACCGGACCAGCCGCGGUCACUGGCUUGCUCUCUUCGCAGCGAUGGACGACGGGACACGAAGGAGAAGGCAGUCACAGUACUGGCGCAGGCGUAGCUGCUGCUAUCGCGGACGCGGGAGAAGAAGUCGCCACCGCCAGGCCAUCCCCAAUGUGCCCGAAUGCAGGCUCAGGAUACGACGAAGCUCUCGAGCCGGCGGCGUGGACGCGCGAGGAGGACUCGGCUUUGAGCGUUGCAGUCGGGCGGUCAGCAGUCGGCGACUGGGAGGGCGUUCGACAAACCUUCUUCAAUGUAACUGGCUCGCCGAAGAGUGCUUCCGCCCUGUCGGAGCGUUGGGAAGUCCUGCGGCUCGGGCAGUUGACUUCGAGGAAGUACACCUUCAAUCGCAGCUCGCCUGAUCCUCUCGACUUCUCGCGCGAGGAGACGACCCUUCGCUGGUUGCGCGUGCACCAUUCGGCAACUCCGCCAGAUCAGCACAGCUCGCCCUCUUCGAACGGCUUUUUGGCGCUACGCGAAGACUCGCAAGUUCAGAAUUGCGCGAAGAGGCUGCGCAAUGCGGGACUGGAGGAAACGGUCGGCAACCGCGGCGUCGCAACGCCUACUCCUAGGCAGGACGCGCCUGCGGCUGACGCGGCGAUACCUUCUUCGCUAAAUCCGCUAUACGACGAGCCGAUGAUGAACGCCAGUCGGUCCGAUGCCAUCCGUGCCAUUCCCUCAUCCGACGCCGCCUCUUAUACUUCGCUUUCAGCCGGGCUUGACCCGGUACGCGACCCGUCGAAGCCAUCUUGCGAUCCGCUCCGAGAAGCCGACUUCGCCUUUGUCGCCGACGAUCUCGGCGAACGAGACGAGCAGGAUGUACUCUCGGUCUUUUCGACCGACCCAGAUCCGCCCCAGCAAACGUCCGCGCCCACACCUUACGCGCUCCCCCUACGACGCCAACCUUCGAACGCUCCUGCGACCACAGACCCGAUUGAGCUGGUCGUACAGGGUUGCGCCUUGCCAACCCAGACCUCGCCUCCUCGACCUGCGCCUGCCGCCUCUUCUUUCUCGACCAGCGUACCUCUCGAGCCUCUCAAGCUUGCGGGAAUACCCGAUCCAGCCAGCAUUCCACCUCGUCCUAGCACAUCGCGCCGCUUCCCAUCCGUCUACCGCCCCUCUCCCAAUCGCUCGUCGACCUUGCGAAUCGAGACGACGGAUGCUCGAGACGACGAUAACCCUCCUCCGCCCUUCAAGCCUCGUCUGCUCAUCAAGGGCAUCGCCAAGGCGGCGCGGCGUCAACAGUCGACAGCGCAACGUCCAAGCUUUCCGUCACGGCAGGUCACCUCCGAACCUGUCGAAGCCGCUGAGCCCUCACCUUCAAAGGGUGGAUCGCCGCAGCAGCGUCAGUUGUCUGCCAUCGCCGAUUCGCCAACGACGCUUGCGAAGUACGCGCCGAAUCCUCAUGAAAUUGCUCGACCCUCCUCGACGUCUAUCCAGCAGCAGCCUUCCCCGCCACCUUCGCUCCCCGACACCACAAUGAGCGACUCUGCGAUCAAUCUUGCAGGGCAGAACAGCGCAGGCGGAGGGAGUGGAGAUGUUGGCCGUGAGAAGGAGACGGCUGAGGCCGCAGAAGAUUGGCAGGCUAUCCUCGAUGGGGCGGAUCGCCUGAGGAGGAGAUUACUUGAGAUUGCAGCGUCACUGAGGGUUUAA